Rotaria sp. Silwood1 is the source of this 405-nucleotide messenger RNA. The record is from the annotation of a GenBank genome assembly. NCBI's taxonomy places the organism in Eukaryota, Metazoa, Rotifera, Eurotatoria, Philodinida, Philodinidae.
AUGUAUUAUUUAAAUUGUCUUUGUCAUUGUAUUAAUUAUGAGGAUAGUGAUAUUGAUCGCUUUACAAAUUAUUCGAAUUGGUCAUCCUUAUCUGAUGACGAAGAUCAAUUUGUCUUCUUUUUGGCUCUCAAUUUGAGUCCAGAUUUAUUUAUUGGCAAAAUAUUCUUUCCAAGUGAUCAACUAUGUCAUGAUGUACGUGGAAGAUUUUACGACAUCGAUGCAAUGAAUCAUCCGAUGCUGCUUACUCGAUCAUUGAUCAUUACAGGACGUAUUUGUGAAGUUAAAAGGAUUUUUGCUUUCAAACAAAUAUGGUUAAAAGAAUAUUAUCUUGAUCCAAUGAAAAGAUUUACACAAAAACUUUGUUUUCGACAACAAAAAGCAAAGAGAUUUUGUGUUAUUUCUUAA